AUGGCCGAUCGCCAUGUCGAGCCGCAUGACGAAGAUCUCUCUGGCAUAGGAGCUCAAUUCGAGGGAGCUGGACGAGGCAGAUACAACGAUCUGCUGCAUGAGGGUUCGAGACGACAAGAGUAUAUUCGGAAGUUCAUGGAAGGUCUGCGUGAGGAUACGUUGCUGCUGCCAAUGCAGCGCUUCUUUACGAAAAGACGGGGCGUGGAGUCCAGAGAAAUUGGCAAAAAAAUGAAAGCAGAAGUCAUCACGACCAUGUUACAAUUCCCGUGUCCAAUGAACCCAGUGCUGGCGUCAAAUACAACUGCAGCGUUCGUUCCUACCCCGAAGCAGCAGCAAAACAAAUAUGAAAGACUGGUUACAUCGGCUAAUCUGAAUACGUGA
This is a messenger RNA of Parastagonospora nodorum SN15, 381 nucleotides long. RefSeq lists its product as hypothetical. The coding region runs from base 1 to 381 and encodes 126 amino acids. The transcript is spliced from 2 exons. The record is from RefSeq and is a predicted model, not a curated record. NCBI's taxonomy places the organism in Eukaryota, Fungi, Ascomycota, Dothideomycetes, Pleosporales, Phaeosphaeriaceae.